This is a messenger RNA of Biomphalaria glabrata, 4464 nucleotides long. Its product is annotated as ankyrin-3-like. The record is from RefSeq and is a predicted model, not a curated record. The transcript is spliced from 3 exons. Lineage: Eukaryota; Metazoa; Mollusca; Gastropoda; Planorbidae. Gene Ontology annotation, molecular function: protein binding. The coding region runs from base 1203 to 4076 and encodes 957 amino acids.
AAGAACUGAGAUAAGGCGUCCAAAAAUUCGAAACAGUCAUAAUGAAAAGAAAGUCAAAGAAAAGUAGUUGCAAACUAAUAAUUAAAGAUGUAGACUACAACGGUCAAUUUUCUUUUAAUUAGAAAACCAACCAAGGCUUCCAUAUAGUCUAAGAACAAGAAUUAUAUGUGGCUUUCCACUGACCUCAAAUGUCUUUCAGGCAGCCUUCUUGAGAGCUCUCAAAAUUCUGUCUUUUAAAGGUCAUCUUUGGACACCUACUUUUCUAUAUGGUAUACUUUGGAAGAAGAAAAUCUGUAUUCAAACCUCUGUUUCCUUUUUGACUAUACCCCAAAUGGGCAUGACUUACAGAUUCAUCCCUGAAAAAAGUUCAGGAACCGUUGACCCUUAUUUAUCUUGAGUACACAGUAUUACCACCUGACAUAUCCCAAACUGUAAGAGUACAUACUUUUUUGUUUGUUUAGGACAAAGCAGCUGUGUGGAGAAGGGGGAACUGCUGUAUCGACGACACCGUUUCUACCACAUCAAAUGCCUAGGCAUUUAUCUUAUUUCUAUGAGAUGAUCAAGAGAUGCUUAGCAACUCCGUCUUUUUAGUUUCGUUGUUUAACUUUAAAAAAAAAAUUAGCGAGUUAGCAUAUGCAUCCCAUUAAAAGAUGUAAUCAUUCAAAGAAAGGCUUUAUUUUCAUAUAUAAGUUUGUAAGUUGGACAAAGUCAUAAACGCCUGUUAAACGAACUUUAGAUAUUGAUAUAUCGCUAUAAAUCUAUAAAGAAUUUUGUGUUGAAAAUGAGAAUGUUAUAAUUUGUUCUAAUAUAACACUAGCAAUUAUAAAGUUAAACGUCUUUAGAUAGAUUAAUAAAUAGAAAUAUAGAUACAUAGAUAGAUACAUUUUAAGAUAUAGAUAGGUAGCUAAAUAGGAAGGUAGAUAGAUAGAUAGAUAGAUAGUAGAUAGAUAGAUAGAUAGAUAGAUAGAUAGAUAGAUAGAUAGAUAGAUAGAUAGAUAGAUAGAUUAGAUAGGUAGAUAGAUAGACAGAUAGAUUGUAAGUUGAAACAACUGCCACAUUAGUAAUGACUCACAAAAUCAAAUCCUUUAUAUGAGCAUAUAUUUCUACAAAAGUACACAUAUCGAGUAUGUAUUAAAGAAGAGAUUUGCGAUUAGAUACAUUUCAAUUUACGUAACACAUUGACGUGUAUCCUGAAGUUUACAAUGACGACUCUCGUUAAAGAUGCAGUGACUGGUGCCGCUUUAUGCGCUACAUCUAGUAUUGCAAAAUCAGCAGGUUCUUGCAUUGUAAGUACAGCAGCCAAUUCGUCAGCUAUAAAUGGCCUCCAUGGAUUAGCAUUCAUAUUGUUUUUAGGUUGCAAAGACAACCACUUUAAAAAGUAUUUUGAAAAACAUGGCGAAACACUUCUCAUGCAAGCUGCUAGAAAUGGGCACCCCAAAACAGUGAAACUCUUAAUAGAAAAGGGUGAUCUUUUAAAAGCUGUAAACGAGCGAGGUGAGAAUGCGCUUUUUCUUGCUGUCUCCGAAAAUCAAACCGAAGUUGUAGAAACUUUGUUAGAUCUCGGUUUAGAUGUAAAUGAAAAAAAUAAAAUACAGGAAAGUUCACUGUUGAAAGCCGCCUCAGUUGGGUCCGUCGACAUCUUGCGAAUUCUGUUGGCUAGAUCUGCUAAGAUAGACGAUGUAGAUGAGAAUUCUAACACUGGUUUGAUGCUGGCCUGUGCACAAUGCCACAAGGAUCCUGUUGAGUUUCUCUUGACUAACGGUGCUGACUCCAAUCUUAAGAACAUAAACAAUGAGACGGCUCUGAUGUUCGCGUCAUUCCACGAUUGCCCUGAGAUACUUUCAAUGUUGAUCAGUAAAUGUAGAACACUCGAUGACCAAAAUAUUGAUGGCAACACUGCAUUGAUAAUUUCCGCCUCACUUGGUCACCUGGACAACGUCAGAGAACUAUGUUCAAGUAAAGCAAACAUUGACAUUUGUAACACGUUAGGCCUUAACGCUAUCAUGUGUAGUGCCCAAAGGGGACACCAUGAAGUUGUCGACUAUUUACUACUCUCUAAUGCAAAACCAAAUCAGCAAGAUCUAAAUGGGCAGACUGCUUUGAGUUUAGCAGUCCCUUCCUCAUCUCUAUCUACAGUAGAAAAUUUGAUCAAGUAUGGGGCUAAUAUCAACUCAGCGGACAAAGAAGGUGUUACCCCAUUAAUGAUUGCAUCCAUGAAAGGAAGCAAUGAUAAAACUAGGUUAUUGAUCACAAAGGGAGCCUUCGUUGAUGCCAAAGAUAUACAUGGGAAAACAGCCUUACUGAUGGCAGCUGAGAACGGCAAAAAGGCUAUAGUUGACUUAUUAUGCAAAUGUGGGGCAAAUCUUAACGAAGUGGAUGAACAAGGGUACAAUUCUUUGAUGCUAGCAGCUAGGAAUGGACAUCGUGAACUCAUUGAAUAUUUGGUGUCAAAAAAAGGAUUCAAUAUCGACAGCAGGUGCAACGAUGGCAAGACGGCUUUACUCAUCAGUAUUCUGCACGGCCAGUUGGAUGUAGCUGAAUUAUUAUCGCAUUUUAAUGCAGACAUUACUGUUCAAAAUAAAGAAGGCAUCAACGCUUUGAUGCUAGCAGCUUCUUGUGGCCAUAUCAAAUUAGUAAAAUUUCUCUUAAAUAAAAAGCCAAAUAUCGAUGCCAUUAACAACGAUGGACAAACGGCCCUCAUGUUGACCCAGUUUCACAAACAAAAGGAUGUGAUGAUUCUGCUGAUAAAGAAUAGUGCUAAUAUAAACAUCAAAGACAAAUGGGGAGACACUGCGCUCCACAUCGCUUCGUCACAGGGAUUUUCUUUGGGAGUUCAUCAUUUAUUCAAAGCUGGUGCAACUAAUCUUGAGGUGUGUAACAACAAUGGUGAGACUCCCCUAAUGAAAGCUGCCAUAAGUAGCAAUAAAGAGACUGUAGACAUGUUACUAAAACAUGGUGCAAAACUAGUAGCUACGGACACAAAUGGGUGGUCUGCAUUGAUGAAAGUGGCUCAAAAAGAUGAUUUUCAGAUGGCUAUAUAUUUAAUUAAAAAAGGAGCAAGUGUUAAUGCACGUAGCCAGACUGGAGAGACUGCUUUACAUAUAGCUGCAAAACAUGGUUGCAGUCGAUUUAUACAUCUUCUAGUGGAAAGCGGUGCGGACAUCAACGCCAAAGACGAUCUUGGAGAGACGGGCCUCAUCAAGGCUGUAAUACAUAAGCAUUAUGACACAGCCAUAGCGUUGUUGCAUAAUGAACCCAACAUCAUGCUAACAGAAUUGGAAACGGCUAUAAUAAAAGCAAGAAAAUCUGGUCAAAAAGCUUUGGAAGAAGAUUUACUUAAGUAUAGUAGAAAAUUUUCUGAAGCCGAAACAAAUGAUUCUCAAAAUAGUGACACACAAGCGAUCCCUGCAGAUGAUCUACAAAUGUCAUGUUUGAUUCAAGAGACUAUAAAUGGAAAAUUAAAUGAAGUAAAAGAUCUCAUGAGUCAAAAGGCAGACGUGGAUAGUAAGGAUAUCUAUGGUAAUACCCCAUUAAUGUUGGCGCUAGAGUAUAAGCAUAUUAAUCUGGCGUUUUAUUUCUUGCAGUGCAAGGCUAAUGUAAAGCUAAAAAAUGUCAAAGGGGAAACAGCCCUCAUGAUCGCUUGCAAAAACGGAAUCGUUUGCAUCAUUUACUAUUUAGUAGCAGCUGGAGCUGAGUUGAAUGAUCAGUUCAAGGAAGGCGACACUUGCCUAAUGAGAGCGAUAAGUCUGGAAAAUAAGGAUAUGGUCGGAGCAUUGAUCAACAAUGGUGCCGACAUCAAUGGCAGAGAUAAGAAAGAAAGAACUGCCCUAAUGAUGGCGUGUUCCAUAAAGCAUUUUAAGAUGAUCGAACUGUUAAUAUGGAAUAGGGCAGAUGUGGACUGCUUGAAUAAGGACGGUGAGACGGCACUGGACAUUGUAGAGCGAACAUUUUACGCCGAAUCGUUUCGCGAAGUACUAAGAAUCAUUAAUAAGUUUAAAACUUGUUCGGGGGUAGAGGGUGUGCCUAGAACAAGGUCUCAAUUAUUAAGAGAAUCAAAAAAAUGUACUAUUUUAUAAAUCCUCCCACACAAUGCCAAUUAGUCAUAUUGAAGUGAAAAAAGUAAAACCUGGGUUUUCACAUCAAUGAUCUGUUAAUAUUAACUUCAUGCACCCGUUAAAGUUUUCCUAUGUGUAUUUGCAGAGUAGAUCUCUCCCGUCUGAAUGAUCUGAAAAUGUAUUUCGCAAUGUUUUUUUAAAACCCGCCGAAGAGUCUAUGUAGAUUGUAGAUCUGCGUCCAAAUAGUGAUAAAAAGCACUAUGCUUAUUAAACAAUUACUAUACACUGGACAUCCGACUAAAACAGAUACACGCAUACAAAAACACACACAAGGCUUGUCUCAGAGUCCAAAGAUGAAUGAGGAGUGCAGUACUUCUGUGGCUACGCAGCUAUACAAACGCGCGCACAU